Molecule: messenger RNA, 1035 nt
Organism: Ricinus communis (castor bean)
Lineage: Eukaryota; Viridiplantae; Streptophyta; Magnoliopsida; Malpighiales; Euphorbiaceae
Product: protein Mpv17
Exons: 3
Coding region: 132-791 (219 amino acids)
Cellular component (GO): cytoplasm; membrane
Source: RefSeq, a predicted model, not a curated record
AAAACUUUAUAAAAUGAAGAGAUGGCCGGGUCAUACCUUCUUCUGCCAAGUUGAUAAUCAGCAUUAGGACAUAGCUCCCAAGACUCUCUCUCUCUCUCUCUCUCUCUCUCUCUCUCUCUGUGAUAAGAAAGAUGUUGAAACUAUGGAAAUGGUACCAGCAGUGCUUAUCUACUCAUCCAGUGAAGACCCAGAUCGUCAGCUCCGGCUUUCUAUGGAGCAUUGGUGAUAUUGGUGCUCAAUACAUCACUCACUCAACUGCUGUCAGCCGUCAUAAAAAAUCUGAUGCAGAAGCAGAAUUCAAAAUCAAUUGGAAACGUGUGGCCAUCACUGGUCUGUUUGGCUUUGGCUUCAUUGGUCCAUUAGGCCAUUAUUGGUAUGAAGGCUUGGACAAGAUUAUGAGGCUGAGAUUUCAACUGCCACCAAAGUCGCUGCGAUUUGUUGCUGCUAAAGUGGCAGCUGAUACCCUAAUCUUUGCCCCUUUUGAUUUGUUUGUGUUCUUCACAUAUAUGGGACUGGCGAGUGGCAAGAGUGUAGCUCAGGUGAAGGAAGAUGUGAGAAGAGACUUCCUCCCAGCCAUGAUUAUGGAGGGCAGCAUAUGGCCCAUAGUUCAGGUUGCAAAUUUUCGGUAUGUACCUGUGAGGCAUCAACUCCUCUAUGUCAAUACAUUCUGCCUGUUGGAUAGUGCUUUCUUGUCAUGGUUCGAACAACAAAAUGAUGCCCCUUGGAAGCAGUGGUUCACAUCUGUAAAGCCUUUAAAGGAACGAGAAGGUCAGGGUCAGGGGAGAUUAUGAAUUCUCCUCAGGCUGUUGUAUCUUCCAUCCUGAGUGAUAAUAAAGACAGGUCUGCAGCCAUUAUUUGUCCAGCACCAAAAGAAGGCAAACAACCUGAAGUGCCAACAGGGAUUUUAUAAGUUGGAAUUUGGAGAAUGAAUCAAUGCUUUCUAUUUGUAAAAUGUUGUAUUAAUUUUUGCCUCACAAGCCCCAAAUGCAAUGGAAACAGACUAAAGCCCUUAAUUUGGUAGGGCAUUUGAUUGCA